CAGAAAAAAUAAGAAUUAUUUGUAUUAGGAUUUUUUAUUUCAGUGAGCUUUGCCUUUAGAUAUAUAGUUUACUUGUUUGCUAAUUCAAUGCAGAAAAACCUUGAAGAUCAUCAAUAAAAACACAUUGAGUAAUGUUUCUGCAAAUGAACUGUUCAAAUAUCUUGUCAAAAAGAGUUGUAGAGUCAUAUUAAUGAUGUUCCUUCCUCUCUUUAGAUCAGCUAUGUGUGCAGGAGAUCCACGAACUUCACGCAGAGCCCAUCAGUAGCUCUAAAUUCUUCUGCACUGCUGUGAGCAACCUGGAGCUGGAAGUUCUCCAACCUCCAGCUCUUGAUGAUCCAGCAGACGAAGAUUUGGACUUUAAACCUGAAGUGAACAGCUUUGACUCUGCAGUGGUCAUUGAGAACGACUCUGCAGAGCUUCACUUCCCAGAAGACAAUGAAUCCUCCCUCAGCGAGGACAGCCUGGAGCAAGAGCUUGAUAGUCCUCCAAGUUCACCAUCCGAUGAGGACAAUGAACUUCCAGUGAGCCAGCAGCUCAUAACAGAUGACAUCUGUGACUCUGCCCUGGAUGAAAACUCGAACCCUUCACCGGAUCAGGUCUCACAAGAGGACUCUGCUGUGAAGUCUACAGCAGAUGAUGGGACCUGCUUGGACAAUAAUGACAUCAGCUGCCGCUACAAACUCGGAAAGCAGCUUGGUGAAGGAGGUUUCGGCUCCGUGUAUGAGGGGAUUCGCAUACAGGAUGGUCUGCAGGUGGCAGUUAAAUUUGUCCAGAAGACCCCAAAUAUGCAAGAUGUCAGCUCUUCAUGUGACCAGCCACUUCCUCUAGAGAUCACCUUGGCAAACAUGGCCAGCGGUGGCUCCAGGUGUGCGAACAUUAUUAAGCUCCUGGACUGGCAGGUCUUUGAAAACCAUUAUGUCAUGGUGAUGGAGCGGCCUAGUCCAAGCAUGGACCUGGAGGCAUUCCUUGAAGUCAGCGGAGGAGUCCUCAGUGAGAAAACAGCACAUACCAUCAUGAGGCAAGCUGUUUAUGCGGCCAACGUGUGCUGUUACCGCGGGGUGUUCCACCGGGACAUUAAGCUUCAAAACCUGCUGGUGAACCCCGACACACUGGAAGUCAAGCUGAUCGACUUCGGGUGUGGAGACUUCAUGAUGGAAUCAGCCUACAGUCUCUUCUCUGGCACAGAAGCGUACAUCCCGCCAGAGUUUUAUGAAAAAGGAUGCUACCGGGCCAAACCAGCGACGGUCUAUUCUCUUGGGGUUCUUCUGUUCACAAUGCUCCAUGGAGAAUUCCCAUCAGCGUAUGACCUGUACUACCUCCAACAUGACUGGUCCAAAUUUACCCUCUCUCAAGGUGAGAUGUUCAUCAAAGAACAAUUAAGCAAAAACGGUAUAAUAAUAAUAAUAAUAAUAACAAUAACCUCACCUCUCCAUUUCUUCUUCACAGAAUGCUGUGAUAUGAUGAGGGCUUGUCUGCAUGAGAAUCCAGAGUGCAGAAUUCCUCUAGAAGAGAUGCCUUACCACGACUGGUCCAUGCUGGAGUUCUGAGUCACAUUAGCAGAAUGUUUUGUAUAUUUGAUUUUUGUACAUGUCUGUAAUAAAGAUAUAUUUUAUUGAACUCA
Danio rerio (zebrafish) is the source of this 1621-nucleotide messenger RNA. NCBI's taxonomy places the organism in Eukaryota, Metazoa, Chordata, Actinopteri, Cypriniformes, Danionidae. The record is from RefSeq and is a predicted model, not a curated record.